AUGAAGUUCUUUAUCUGCACUUUGGCCUUGCUGGGCGUGGCUCAGGCGGGUUUGCUUUCGCAUCUGGAGCACGAUCAUCAUCACGAGGAACUGCCGCACCUUGUGGACUCCGAGGUGCAUCACUCGAACGGCAUUCACUUGGGCCACAGCUCCGCUAUUGUGAUCGAUGGUGCCGAUCACCAUUUGGACGCACCACACCACUUCCUGCACUAUAGAAAUCCUGUGGUCGAUCAUCACAUCAUUCACAACACCCACGCACACAUCGAUGAGCAUGCUCAUGCCCACGCUGACUUGCAUCAUUAUGCCCACCACUCGGCUCCAUUGGUGCAUCAUCAUCAUUCGGCUCCGCUGGUGCACCACCAUCACACCCAUGCCGCUGUGGUGCACAAGGCCGCCUUCCCAGCCCACUUGGACGUACACAGCCAUGCCAAUCUGCUGUCCUUUGCCAAGCAUCAUUUGCACGGCAAAUACGGCAAAGUGAGAAUCACCGAGACGCAUUACUGA
Molecule: messenger RNA, 504 nt
Organism: Drosophila novamexicana
Lineage: Eukaryota; Metazoa; Arthropoda; Insecta; Diptera; Drosophilidae
Product: histidine-rich glycoprotein
Exons: 3
Coding region: 1-504 (167 amino acids)
Source: RefSeq, a predicted model, not a curated record